AGUGUGCAUGUUAGAGAGAGCGAGAGAGAGGACUAAGGUUGGACCAGGUGAUCACGUCCUAUCAAACCUCCAAGGAGCUGCCGGCCAGGAUCAGUGUUUACAGGAAGGAUCAGAGUUCCGACCAGAACAUGGUGGUGCCAGCCCGCUGCCCGGGACCCUGUGCCAUGCUGGCGCUCAGCCUUCUCAUGGGAUACGGCGUGGUGCGCUGCGUCGCCGGUCAGAACGACACGGAGCCCAUCGUACGAGGGAAGUGUCUGGUGGUCUGCGAUUCCAACCCGUCCUCGGACGGCGGGGUGACUUCAUCGCUCGGGAUAUCCGUCCGGUCGGCUGGCGCCAAGGUAGCUUUCUCCGCGGUGCGCGGGACGAAUCACGAGCCCUCCGACAUGAGCAACACGUCCAUGACCAUCUACUUUGACCAGGCUUUGGUGAACAUCGGCAACCAUUUCGAUCUGAAAGCGAGUGUCUUCCAGGCGCCAAGGAGGGGCAUAUACAGCUUCGGUUUUCAUGUGGUCAAGGUCUACAACAGACAGACCAUACAGGUCAACCUGAUGCAGAACGACUACCCGAUCAUAUCAGCUUUCGCCGGUGACCAGGACGUCACUCGGGAGGCGGCCAGCAACGGCGUUCUUCUGCAGUUGGAGCGCGAGGACCGGGUGUAUCUGAAGCUGGAACGGGGCACGCUCAUGGGCGGAUGGAAAUAUUCCACGUUCUCAGGCUUCCUUGUCUUUCCACUAUAAUUUAAUAUGUGAUCACGGAAAUCGCAAACGUGACUCCUCCAUGGUUGAGGAACGAUUAAAAAAACAACAAAUUUGCUCUUUUAUUUGAAGUGAACUGUCAGAGGAAGAAGACAGAUUCGUAUGUGUACACACUACACACUUUACAGUAUCUAUUUCAUUCAAACAUUAACGUUUCCAUGGAGUUCGUACAUCCAAAUCCAUCGACUAAAACCCUAUCUGGAAGGAUAAUCGAAUCGAUCUACCCGUGAUGUAUAGGCCUACCACUUGUCGAUUAUUUGGAUUUUAUCGCUUGGGAGUCCACUAACUUUUGUCAACAGACUGUCAAGUCAGUCUACCUCUGUGUACCCUGACUGCUGAACAGAUGAGAAUAAUAUUAUAUAAAUCGAAAAGCUUAAAACUUCCCGAACUAACGUGUAUUUACCAAUGCUCUCUCUAUUUUGUGUUUGUGUAGCCUUAAAUAAUAAUGUUUCCGUCAAGUGAGGUGUAUGGAAUUCUUAUGGACGUCCAGGAGAAGAAGAGUGCUUUCACGCCGAAGCCUUUUUUUAAUUUUUUUGUUGCAGGAAUGGAAGAAUGUGUUUGUUUUUUGCUGUUCAUGGUGUUCCGUUUGGAUGCUGAACAUAAUGGAAGACUUUUUUUUUUGUUUGUUUUGUGCUUUUCAUGGUGUUCCAUUUGGAUGCUGGACAUGUUGAAAAGAAGGCAAAUAUAGGCUGCCUAACUAUCCAGAGAUGAUAUAAAACAUUUUUAAAAAAGCGACAUAUUUCAGCCAAUGGACACGUCUAUAGAAACUCUUUUACAAAAAAAAAAAACAUUUAUCUAAUUUAUAAAGUACAUAUUCACAUUAUGGUGUGUUCUAUAUUUCGGAUCUGCGUAGCUUUAACUGAUAUUGUGUCCAGUGACGUUGCUCACACAUGUACAUUGUGAAAAAUAACAAUAGAAAAAUCCCAAUUAUAUGAUGUCCCGCCUAAUAAAUAAUAUUGCAUUGUA
Molecule: messenger RNA, 1721 nt
Organism: Oncorhynchus tshawytscha (Chinook salmon)
Lineage: Eukaryota; Metazoa; Chordata; Actinopteri; Salmoniformes; Salmonidae
Product: cerebellin-2
Molecular function (GO): protein binding
Source: RefSeq, a predicted model, not a curated record